AUGGAGCCCGGGCCGAAGCCCAAUGCCACGUUCCCCAGCCAGCUCACAGCCUCUGCCGACCAGCGGCUCCGCCUCGUCUUUGCUGGGCUCUGCGGCCUCAUCCUGCUAGUGGGGUUGCUGGCCAACGUGCUCAUGCUGCUCGUGGUGGGCCGGGGCCCCGCGGCCCUCCGCCCGCUCCUCGCCCUGACCAACAGCCUCAUGGUGAACAUCACGCUGUCCGACCUGCUCUUCCUGGCCUGCGUGGUGCCCGUGCUGCUGCUCAGCUUCCUGCGGCAUGACUGGUGGCUGGGCCCCGCCAUCUGCACCACCAGCCAGGCCACCAACACCGCCACCAUGUUCUGCACCUUCUACAGCAUGGUGGCCACGGCUCUCCUGCGCCACGUGGCCGUGGCCUGGCCCGGCGUGGCUCUCCCAGCUGGCUGGGGCUCGAGGCUGCUGCUCUGCGGUGCCAUGUGGGUCCUGGGGAUCACCGCGUCGCUGCCCAACUGGCUAUUCCAGCGGGUGGUGGUGGAGGAGGCAGCGGCGGCAGCAGGGGCCCCCGAGGAGCGGGCCUGCCUCAUGCUCCUGAGCCCUGCUCGGACCUCCUGCUACUUCACCCUGCUGGGAGCCCUGGCCUUCCUGCCCUGCGUGCUGGGGCUGGGCUGCUCCUUCAGCCAUGUGGGCUGGCUCCUGGGGACCCGGCCCCAUGGCCCUGUUGGGGAGAGCUUCCGGGAGCACCGAGAGAACACGGGGCUGAUCCUUGUGGUGCUGGGGGUCUUUGUGCUGAUGUGGGGGCCCUGCUCUGUGCUGGGCUAUGUGGCAGCUGUGGGCGGCCUGCCUGCCACCCCAGUGGCUUUUGUGGCCUCCAGCCUGUGCACCAUCCUGGCCUACUCCAACUGUGCCGUCAGCCCCCUCCUCUGCUUCUACCUCUCCCGCCCCUUCCGGGCGGGUCUCAGGAGCCUCUUCUGCAGACCUCGGUGGGGCGAGGGAGGGGCUGCCAUGGUGAUGGGCAGUGUCCGGCCUGCCCAGGACCUGGCCUCAGGGGGCCUAUGGGUCCUGGGGGGGAGAUGGUCUGAGAGGCUAGGUUGA
Messenger RNA from Echinops telfairi (small Madagascar hedgehog), 1068 nucleotides. Its product is annotated as nociceptin receptor-like. Gene Ontology annotation, molecular function: somatostatin receptor activity; neuropeptide binding. The coding region runs from base 1 to 1068 and encodes 355 amino acids. Gene Ontology annotation, cellular component: membrane; neuron projection. The transcript has a single exon. Gene Ontology annotation, biological process: cellular response to glucocorticoid stimulus; neuropeptide signaling pathway. NCBI's taxonomy places the organism in Eukaryota, Metazoa, Chordata, Mammalia, Afrosoricida, Tenrecidae. The record is from RefSeq and is a predicted model, not a curated record.